AAGAGAAUUGAUGACCUCAGAAGUCGUUGCCCAGUUCCGGGGAUUCAAUGUUGAGAAAUUCUCAGGGCAAGGAGAUCCUCGUUUAGUCGAGGAGUGGAUUCAGGGUCUGGAAUCUAUUUUCGAGAUCACUGAAUACACAGACAGACACCGUAUUCUCUGUGCACAACUUCAGAUGACAAGAGAUGCAAGACUAUGGUGGAACUCUUACUGGGGCAUGCGUCCUGGUGAGAAGGAGCAUCUCACUUGGAUCCAGUUCAAGGAGAUGCUAGAAGAAAAGUACUAUCCAGCUCAUUACCGUGCUGAGAUGGAACGCCAAUUCCUGGCGUUAGUCCAAGGUAAUCGCUCUGUGGGCGAAUACGAGCGAGAGUUUACCAGAUUGGGAUCUUUUGUCAGUUAUCUUAUAGACACGGAGGCCAAGAAAGCAAGGCGCUUCCAAGAAGGGUUACUACCAGUAAUCCAUCACCAUGUAGCCGGGCAUUGCAUUCAGACCUAUGCUGAAGUGGUGACCAAGGCUCAAGAAAUGGAUGCGAGUUUCAGAAGAGGAGAUGGCCAAGUUCAAGUGUCACCACUUCCUCAAGUUCCAGUCAGUUCCCCAAUGCAGCCCAUGCCUGACCAACCAGCAAAGAACAAACUCAAGAACAAGAGAAAGUUUAAGGGCCCUCAGAAUAACCAAAGGCAGCCAGCUCCAGCUAACCGACUACCAGUUUGUGGAACGUUUGGACGUGCUCAUC
This is a messenger RNA of Striga hermonthica, 731 nucleotides long. The record is from the annotation of a GenBank genome assembly. Lineage: Eukaryota; Viridiplantae; Streptophyta; Magnoliopsida; Lamiales; Orobanchaceae.